This is a messenger RNA of Leptopilina heterotoma, 1277 nucleotides long. RefSeq lists its product as uncharacterized. NCBI's taxonomy places the organism in Eukaryota, Metazoa, Arthropoda, Insecta, Hymenoptera, Figitidae. The transcript has 4 exons. Bases 339 to 656 code for a protein of 105 amino acids. The record is from RefSeq and is a predicted model, not a curated record.
GGGAUUAAUGGACAAAAGAAAUAAUCGCAAUCGCAAAGAUUAUUUACCUCGCCACGUGGUCACUCCGUGGAAAUCAACCAAAGUCGUGGAUUGGAUUUUUCUCCUGACGCUCCUGACGUUUUCAACAAUUGCUUUCUUCUCGUCGCAGAAGAUGAAAAAUGUCUGUUGCACACAGCACUUGCGCAACAAACCUGGAGGUUAGGUCUGAAUGCUCUGGACAACGACGUGCUCUUGCACGUGAACUCGGCUGUCAUUUUUGAGAUAGAAAAAAUUUCUGCAAAACCAAGGAUUAAUCGAUAAAGGAAGCAUUGAUAAAGGAUUAAUUACAUCGUCGCCUGAUGGUCACCCCGUGGAAAUUAACCAAAUCAACGUGGACUGGAUUUUUCAACGAUUGUCUUCGUUUCGAAUGUUCUGGACAACGCCGACUUCUCUUGCAUGUGAACUCGCCUGUCAUUCGGGAAAAAGGAAAAAUUCCUGCAAACCAAGGAUUAAUUGACGAAGGAAACAUUGAUAAAGGAUUAAUUACAUCAUCGCCUGGUCACCCCGUGAAAAUCAACCAAAUCAACGUGAACUGGAUUUUUCUCCUGGAGUUUUCAACAAUUGUCUUCGUUUCGAGAAAAGCGGAAAAUAACGAGACUUUUGGAGGAAAGAAAUAAACGGUUUUUAUGUGGCAUUGCGAAAUGCAUUUAAAAAUUUGUCGAAGAAGAAUUCUUUGGAGAGAGAAUCUAAUAACUACUUGGAAGUAUCGAAGGCGAUAAGUCGAGAAGCAAGGAAAAUGGUCUUCUUCGCAGAUAUCCGUUAAUUGGGUAUCGACUGGACGAGAGAGGCGGCAAAGACUGAUCGGAACAUGUCCGCUAUGGCAAAAAAGAAAAAGGAAAAACAAGAAAAAUCGGAAAUAAGAUUUUCUCGAAGAAAAUACCGGAGUGAGUUUAAUAUUACUUGAGGGGCUCAAAGUAAAAGUGGUAUAAAAUAACAGUGCAAGCAAAAGUGAGUCAAGUUUUCGUAAGCGCGGAAGAACGAAACAAAUGUUACGCUACGAGGAAAAACGAAUUACUUUUGGCUGCGAGCAAAAGCGGGAUAAGAUUUCACUGCGCGCAAGAAAGGGAUACAGAUAUAUUCCGUUUUUGCCCGCACUCAUUUUAAGAUUCAUUUUUGCCUGUUUCACUCUUCCCAUAUAUUUUAUAUUAUUACCACUUUAAUACUUAUAAUGAUAUUAUUUCAAAAUUAAUUAACAAAUUCAAUUUUUUAAAAUUUUAAUUUAAGAAUAAUAUAAUUAU